Messenger RNA from Eucalyptus grandis, 1106 nucleotides. Its product is annotated as aminoacyl tRNA synthase complex-interacting multifunctional protein 1. The record is from RefSeq and is a predicted model, not a curated record. Gene Ontology annotation, molecular function: tRNA binding. Bases 77 to 907 code for a protein of 276 amino acids. The transcript is spliced from 3 exons. Lineage: Eukaryota; Viridiplantae; Streptophyta; Magnoliopsida; Myrtales; Myrtaceae.
UGAGCCGAACGCAGAUGAUGUGCGCACUUGGAAUCCUCGGAUAACGAGAUAACGGCGUCUCCCCUCACCGAUCGGAAUGGCGCCGAUGGCCGCCGUCAGCAACGUCGCCAGGUGCGGCGGCCUCCUCCUCCUCUCCACCUGCCGCCGCCGCCAGCUUCGGCCGCCGCCGCUGGCCCUCCCCACGGCGGCGCCGGCGGCCGUCAAGGGCGGCGCUCUCUUCGCGUCGAGAGGCGGCGGGGGAGCCGCGCUGCGGUUCUGCCGGGCUUCUUCGAGCGCGAGCGCGAAUGACGUGGAGGCCGCCGCCGCCGCGAGCUCCUCGGAUCCAGCGGCGGCGGAGGCGAAGGGAGCGGAGCCGGAGCCGGAGUCGGACGAGGAGAGGAUGAGGAAGAUAGGGGAGGCGGCGGGCGCGCUGGACAUAAGGGUGGGGCAGGUGCUCAAGGCGUGGAGGCACGAGGAGGCGGACACGCUGUACGUGGAAGAGGUGGACGUCGGCGAGGCCGAACCGAGAAUCAUCUGCAGCGGCCUCGUCAAGUACGUCCCUCUCCAGGAGCUUCAGGGCAGAAAUGUAGUUGUACUAGCAAAUCUGAAGCCAAGGAAUAUGCGUGGAGUUAAAUCAAACGGAAUGCUUCUGGCUGCUUCUGAUGCAUCUCAUGAAAAUAUCGAGCUUCUUUUGCCUCCUGAGGGCUCGAUCCCUGGUGAGAGAAUAUGGUUUGGCUCAGAAGAAGAGAGAGAAAAUCAACCUCCUCCUGUGACACCUAAUCAGGUUCAAAAGAAAAAGAUUUGGGAGUCAGUCCAGCCCCAUCUUAAGACCGAUGCUUCCUGUAAUGCUGUGCUCAGAGAUCGCUUUAUGCGGACAUCUCUAGGUGUGGUAGUAUGCAAAUCUCUAAAGAAUGCCAAUGUAUCUUGAUCGUGUGUGGCAAUGUGCUUCUCAUUCUUGAAUAAUGGGCGGUAGCAUCCUCUCAGCUAAUAUCAUUACACUGUAAAGUGCUAGAGGGCUAAAGGUGAUAUUUUUCUUCAGUUCUUUCAUGAACACAUGUUACAGGCAGAGACCUGCCAUUUUUCGAUGAGAAUGAUUUUGAAUGGAGAUGCAAACAUAAUGCUGGUGA